UAUUAAUGGAAUCUAGUACGAAUCAAGCAAAAAAAUACUCUUACAACCACCUCCUAGUUGGUUUAGUUGCUCUGUUUUUCUCACCACUCCUAACCUUUUUGUAUUUGCUAUUCUUCCCAAUCACCAUACCUACGACAUUUAUCCUCUAUCACUUUUAUAAAGUUCAAGUAAUUAGCCUAUUUAUUCUUAGAUUAAGCAACAUAUAAGUGAACUUUAUUAAAAUGCAAAUACCAUUGUCCAAAACGGCUUGAAGGAGUAUGUUGUUCCAGCUUACAAUGCUGCCAAAACAAAAGUAACCUUAAUUUUCAUAUAAAAAAAGAUUUAUGAAAUUGUGGAUCUUUUGCUCUCACAGAUCAAAAAUAUAAAGGAAUCAAUACUCAAAGGCUACAAUGCUGCCAAAACAAAAGUAACCUUGAUUUUCAUAUCAAAAAAGAUUUAUGAAAUUGCGGAUUUUUUGUUCUCACAGAUCAAAAAUAGAAAGGAAUCAAUACUCAAAGGCUACAAUGCUGCCAAAACAAAAGUAACCUUGAUUUUCAUAUAAAAAAAGAUUUAUGAAAUUGUGGAUUUUUUGUUCUCACCAAUCAAAAAUAGAAAGGAAUCAAUACUCAAAUUCUUCGAAGAUGUCCAAACCUAUUUGUUGGAUUACCAAUGUAUCAAAAAACUAGUUGAGUAUCUCUAGGCAGGAACAGCAAUUGUAUAAACAAUUAAUUAAUAUUAGAUAUGCGAUUCCAAGAACAUCCUUUUGCUUAUUUUGAACGAAGCCCAAGUGAAAGUGUUAAAUAACAAAUAUGUGGUAAUUCAAUUAUAACAUAUUUUAAUAGAAAAUUGGUACUUCAACUUUCACUACUUAUAUAUUACCUCAAUUAUAAUACCUAUAUCCAAUCUUUAGGUACAUCAUAUCCAAAACUGGUACUGUUAUAUCCUAAGUUCGUGAAAAUAUCAACAAAUAAUACUUAUAAAUUCCUAAGUAAUUUAAAUCUUUUAUAUUUUCUAGAAAAAAAAUUGAAAUCAUUGGAUAUGCCAUUUUGAAUGAAUCAGGAAAAACAAUUUAGAAUUUAAACCCAGAGCAAGAAAUUGACAGAUACAGGAUCCAAUUGCAUCAAUAUGCUAUUACUCAAUUCUGGAAGAUCAAAAACUUCAAGGACACAUAGAUUUUAGAACUUGAAUGUGGAGAUGCAGUAGGUCUAUCAUAUUUCUCUUCUGCAUACGAACCUCAAAGAUGUUUGGGAGUUGAUUCCUCAGAAUCACAAAUUUAAGAGAAUCUCAAAUUGUACAGCGAAUUAGAGAGGUUGAAAUUCGAAACUAGAAGUCCCCUUGAAAUAGGAGCUCUGUGUGCUCCAAAUACAUUCGAUGUGAUUUUGGGUUUGGAAUUAAAGAAAAAGGAAGCAUUCAGAAAUAUCGAUUUCAAGAGGUAGUCUAAUUAUCAUAAAUUGUUAGUUAUAUUAAAAUAGUGAGUACAUUGCUUAAGGAUGAUGGAUACUUGAUCAUUGGAGAUUACGACACACAAGAGGAGAUUUAGAAGUUUCAAGAGGAGAUCUAAGUGAAUGGAUUGGUAAUUACUGAGAAGAAUGACUUUACUGUAGGAAUUACUUAGGCUAUGAAAUUACAAAUUAGGAACAUUAAAUAAACAUUUAGACAAAAUGGAGGAUAUAGUAUAAUUAUCAAAUUAUAAAAUAGUUGCAAAAUUCUUGAGUGAAGGAUUGAAGCCAGAUCAAAAUUUAUUGUAACAAUUUAAGGAUAGAUAGUAAAUCUAUAUGGUGUAUAUUCUUAAAAAGGCAACACUUUGAAUUAUAAAUUAAAUUCAUAUACAAGCAUAAAUUUAAAUUACCA
Molecule: messenger RNA, 1830 nt
Organism: Paramecium octaurelia
Lineage: Eukaryota; Ciliophora; Oligohymenophorea; Peniculida; Parameciidae
Source: the annotation of a GenBank genome assembly